AUGUAUAACGGGGAGUGCAUUCCUAUUAAAGACAUUAAACCCGGCCUUAAAAAUAUUAAUGUCAUUUUCAUUGUCCUGGAAAUUGGCAAUGCCACUGUAACAAAGGAAAACCGUGAAGUUAGAAACUUCAAAGUCGGCGAUCAUACAGCCUGCAUUAAUGUCAGUAUAUGGGAUGAGCCGGGGAAACUUAUCAAUCCUGGUGAUAUAAUCAAAUUAACGAAAGGCUAUGCGUCCAUUUGGCGACACUGCUUGACUCUGUACUCCGGCAAGAAUGGUGAAGUGUAUAAGAUCGGUGAAUUUUGCAUGACAUUCAAUGAGUCGAUUAAUAUGAGUGAGCCGAAACGUCCAGAGCAACAAGUUGGUGCCGUACCUGGAGGACCAGUACCGCAAGUUGGUAUGGUUAUGACACCAACUCAAAUGACGCCGGGUACUGCUCCAAAUAUGGUGGUCAAUCAGCCGCAGCAAAUGGCAACCGGUGUUGUUGGCACCAAUGGCAACCGGCCACAGACGAUGGGUGUCAGUGGUGUACAAGUUGUAAGCAAGCCAGUGCAACCAGUUGUCGGGGCGACAGUACCCGCCGCAAGUGUUGUUACGCCGACACAAGCCCAAUCGAAAACAACGAAUCGUGGUGCCCGUACAAAUGUAACACGAGCGAGUAACAUAAAAACUGCCGAAAGAAGAUGA
Messenger RNA from Musca vetustissima, 684 nucleotides. Its product is annotated as SOSS complex subunit B homolog. The transcript has a single exon. Gene Ontology annotation, biological process: mitotic cell cycle checkpoint signaling; double-strand break repair via homologous recombination; response to ionizing radiation. Lineage: Eukaryota; Metazoa; Arthropoda; Insecta; Diptera; Muscidae. The record is from RefSeq and is a predicted model, not a curated record. Gene Ontology annotation, molecular function: DNA binding. Bases 1 to 684 code for a protein of 227 amino acids. Gene Ontology annotation, cellular component: SOSS complex.